AUGUCAGCAGUGAUCGUCCGAAGAUCCACAUUGGAAUCUGCACCAGGAGGCUGGCUACGCCAUCAAAAGCAUCAGCAGGGAUGUUGGACAAAGACGAAGCCCAUCCUGGCGAGUCUUUGGCUUCUUAGGAGCAGCUGGAUCAGAGGUGUCCUGGAGGCCAGAGAUUACAUUUGGGUUUCCGCGCAUGGCCUUCACAGAGUCCAUGGCACGAGGAAGCACAUUUCAAAGCCAACGUGCAAAGAAACCGUUGGAGGCGAGGCAUACUUUGAGGCUUCGCGCUUGAGGUCUUCCAUGGGCGAAGCAGUCUCAGGCUCCUUGCGGGUGGAGCGGGCGGCUGGUGGAACUGAAGGACUCGAAGAUUCUCCGCCUGGCUUGGAGAUCCACCUUGCUCAGGGCCGAUUUUUUGGACCAGACAUUUUGACGGCUCUUGCUGGUCGCCAAGCGUACCCCAAACGAUGGACGACCCUCCUGCGCCAAAGGAUGUGGGGCGGCCAGAUGGUCCAGGGCGCGUCAAACAUGAUACUGAAAGUGUUUUCUUGGCAAAACAAGGCGAAUGGCUACAACUUGCUACAAUUAUGGAACCCGGGUGUUGGGUGUCUUUGGAGACAAUGUAUUUACUACAACUUCAAUCUAUCUUCAAGUUCCUUUCACUUCUGUUUUCCCCAUUGGUUUGCUCGAUGUUUAGCGCUGUUCUUUCAUGGCAGAAGUACGAAGAAUGGGGAAACGGAUGCAAGGUUCGAGGGUUCGACGGUUCGACCGCGAGGGAAGGAUUGGGAAGUGAGCCAGAUGUCCACGCAGCUCAUUUAG
Cladocopium goreaui is the source of this 807-nucleotide messenger RNA. The record is from the annotation of a GenBank genome assembly. NCBI's taxonomy places the organism in Eukaryota, Dinophyceae, Suessiales, Symbiodiniaceae.